Molecule: messenger RNA, 4574 nt
Organism: Eupeodes corollae
Lineage: Eukaryota; Metazoa; Arthropoda; Insecta; Diptera; Syrphidae
Gene: pdm3
Product: POU domain, class 6, transcription factor 2
Exons: 11
Coding region: 550-3699 (1049 amino acids)
Biological process (GO): regulation of transcription by RNA polymerase II
Molecular function (GO): RNA polymerase II cis-regulatory region sequence-specific DNA binding; DNA-binding transcription factor activity, RNA polymerase II-specific
Source: RefSeq, a predicted model, not a curated record
UGAUCACAUUGGCAUAAUUAAUUUAGCUUUUGUCAGUAAAAUGGGUUAAACUGUUAGUGAGGCCAAAAUAAAGUAAUUGUACCUUAUUAAGAAAAUUAUCCCCGUUUUGCUAUAUACGGUGCAGAACCAUGGACUAUGACAAAAGCUUAUGAUAGCACUGCUUCGAGAGAAAGGUUUUUCACUUGAUCUGCGGUCCCGUAUGCAUAGAAGGUGAGUGGAGGAUAAGAUUAAACGACGAGCAGUACGGGCUGUACACAUGCUGUACAGCGGUGUAGAUUUAGCCAAAAGGAUAAAAGUCCAAUGACUGAGGUGGCUGGGCCCGGAAAGUCUUCGAAUCCAGGCCCACCGAACAGCGCAGAAGAGGAAGGCCGAAGAUCAGGUGACACGCGCAUGUGGAAAGCGACUUCAUUCAACUUGGAGUACGUAACGGGAGACAUUUAGCUUUUAACCAAACAAAAUGGAUAAGUUUGUUGAGUGAAGCCCUAGUUCACACAGGACUGCUGCACCACCCUAAGGAAGUAAGUAAACGAAUCGAAAUGAAAAAAUAAUAUGGCGGAGGGUGUGGAAGAAACAGAGAGCAGUAGUCAUCAAAGUAAAGCUGAUACUCCAACUAUGUUAGGAACUGUUCUACCUUGUGAAGCAACAAUUACCGCAUCGUUAGGCGGUAUUAAACGUGAAUUUGACUCAGCACCUACGACACCACUUGGCGGCAUCACCUCUGGAGUCGGAAUAGCUACGGUUUCACACCUGCAUACCCCUUCACCGUCAUCACCACCCUCUCAAUUAACAACCAACAAAACGACUACAGCAGCGUCAGUGGUCACUAAACGUCCGGUACCCAAAAUAUCAUCUGCCUCAUCUAUAUCGUCUACAUCAUCGUCCUUAUCCUCUUCAUCUUCAUCAUCGUCUUCAUCAUCAUCGUCUUCGUCAAUAUCUUCAUCAGUAGCUACAACAGCAACAACUCCUGCUUUAUCCUCCGUGAAUGGGGCAACGGUUAACAAAUCACCAUCGCCAUUUCCGUCGUUGUCAUCAUCACCUCUAGGGUCCAAUAAUAGUCAGAAUCAUACACCUCACCUGCAACAACAGCUCACACAAUCACAGCAUCAACAAUAUCAAUCUAUCAAUAUAAAAGCUGAGGACUACGGUAAAGAAAUGACAAUUCAGAAAUCCUUAUCACCCGCCACCAAUCAUUCAUUAAAAGACAUAGAUUUUUACAAAAACUUCACAAACAACAUGUCUACUGCAUCAACUGGGAAAAUGGAGGGUCUAUCACCCUCUCACGACCAAACGGAUGCUUCAGCCUUAGCAGCGGCGGCUGCUGCAGCUCAUGCACACCUUAAUGGAACUAUGCAAGACAUGAUAAAUUUGCAAAAGUUACAAAAUUUAGCAACCCUGCAACAUCAACAUAACCAGCAGCAGCAACAACAACACAACCAGCAGCAAUCGGAUUCGCCGGUUGCCGUUCCUCCAGUUGCUGCGGCACUUGCUAGCCUUCAGGGAUUAGCUGGUAUCUCAUCUGCAGUACCUUUAAAUUCACCUUUGAAUUUGAGCAUAGGCUCAACAACAUCAGCAGCCACAGCAGUAGCAAAUUUAUCAUCAUCAACUGGCCCGACUAACAGUAUCAAUAAUAAUAAACCCCAUGGUCCACUUGGAUCAACGUCUACAUCAUCGUCAUCACCGCUGCCCGUUUCGUCAUUAUCUAUAUCUAUAACCGGUUCAACAGCGACAUCACCACCCCAUGGUGGUGACACUAUUGCCGGAGUGGGCAAUUCACCUGUGGCCAGUAACUUAAUUGCAGGUGGCUGUAGUCCACCAGCCGCUAGUGCACAAAUGCCACAAUUAAUUUUGGCAUCAGGACAAUUAGUUCAAGGUGUUCAGGGGGCACAACUGCUUAUACCUACCGCACAAGGAAUCGCCGUGCAAACAAUACUUACGAUACCCGUAAGUCAGCAAAUUAAUACCAACGAACAAUUUGGAAAGUUCGCAACACCAUUGCCCCCACCGCCACAAUCUCAGAGUCUUCUUAAACCAAAUCUUUUUUCAAAUGGUGUUCAGCAACUGUUAGCUGCGCUUCACCCUGAACUGUUUGCAGCUGCGGCAGCGAACCACCUUGCGAACGCUGCAGAUGCCCAUCACCAUCAUCAGCAUGCGGCAGUGGCGGCUGCAGCUGCAGCCGCCAAAUCUUUCCACAUGCAACAGAUAAAACAGGAACAACAGCGUGAUCAACAAUCACAAGCUCAUCGAGCGAGUCAACAGUUUCAGCAUCUGCAUCAUCAACAUCAACAACUUCAAUCUACUGACAAUCAUCACCUUUCGCCGAAAUUGGAAGCCACUACCAUAAACUCGCGUCAUUCGCCAUCACCACCACUUCACCAAUUUAACUCAUCGUCGCCUUGUGGAAGGUCGCCUUCAAUGUCACCACAGCCACCAGCAGGAAGUUCCCAAGCAAACAUGCCUCUUCACCUCAAACAAAGUCCUAAUCGUGAUUGCUCGGCAGGAAUAAAUCUAAGUCAUCAGCAACAGACAGCGAAGUCACCCGUGUCUCCUGCCUUAAUGGCGCUGAGCAGCGGUGGUAAUGGCAACAAUUGUCCUUCUGCGAGCAAUCAUUAUUCGUCCUCACCAAUGAGUUCACAUUUAUUUCGAAGUCACUCUCCUGCCGGCAGUCAGCAUCUAACUUCGAUGUCCACUCCAUCGCCAUCCAAUAUUCAACAUCAGUCACGAGAACAGCAGCAGAGAGAGCACCAGAUAGCGUCUGCGUCCAGUGUACUAAGUAGCAUCAAUAGACUUACAUCAACCAAUGGCGAAUUAACAAUAACUAAAUCCCAUGGUCCAAGUACAACCCAAUCGUCUUCUCUAUCGCCUCCGCAUCAUCAGUCGUCGUCGCUGACGUCGCAAUCGCAAUCGCAGCAUCACCAGCAACAACCGAAUUCUCAUCAUCCUUUACAUUCGGGUGGCGUUGGUGGUCACCAUCCGCAUCUGCAUUCUGGAGGAAAUUCGUUAAAAAUGAGUCCUUCAUCGUCGUCAUCGGUGGGGAUGCAACAACAGCAACAAAUCUCACCGAAUGGGACUGAUGGUUCGGGCACAGAUUUGCUGGUGGACUCACCACAUGAGCAAACCAUCAAUCAAGCGACCAGUAAUGUUGUGGAUGGCAUCGAUUUGGAUGAAAUUAAGGAAUUCGCCAAAGCAUUUAAGCUACGCAGGUUGUCAUUGGGACUGACUCAGACUCAGGUUGGUCAGGCACUGUCGGUGACUGAAGGUCCCGCGUAUAGUCAAAGUGCCAUAUGCAGUGCUCUAGCCGCCCAGAUGUAUGCAGCUCAAUUAUCAUCCCAACAACAAAAUAUGUUUGAAAAACUAGAUAUAACUCCAAAGAGUGCUCAAAAAAUAAAACCCGUCCUUGAAAGAUGGAUGAAGGAAGCCGAGGAAAGCCACUGGAACCGGUAUAAAACUGGCCAAAACCACUUGACAGAUUAUAUAGGUGUAGAGCCAUCAAAAAAAAGAAAACGAAGAACGUCAUUUACUCCACAAGCCCUAGAAUUGUUAAAUGCGCAUUUUGAGAGAAAUACUCAUCCAUCAGGAACUGAAAUCACUGGCCUCGCUCACCAACUAGGAUACGAGCGUGAAGUUAUUCGAAUAUGGUUUUGUAAUAAACGACAAGCACUUAAAAACACCGUUCGAAUGAUGUCAAAAGGAAUGGUGUGAAUUCAUAAUCAAUAUGGAUAUAAUAAUUCACAUUUCGUCGACUACUUAUACAAUGUAGAUAACUUAUUUCAAUAAUAUUUAGUUCCAUAAAUUUAACAAGUGGUUACUGAAAUACUUAAUUUUGAAAUUUGUUUUAACAAUAAUUAUCCUUUAAACUUUUCUUUGAGUAAUAAUUGUGAUAGUUACCUUAAAAGAAGCAAAAUAUGUAUACGAUCGAAUUUAAGUGGUCUUUAACAUAUCUAAAGCUUUGUCCUAAAUAUGUUUUUCAAAUUUAUUUUAGUAUUUAAACUGACUUUGAUAUUAAUAGAGAAGCUUGUAUAAAAGUGAAACAAUGCCAUAAAUAUUUAGCCUUAAGUAUAAGUAACAAGAAGUUUAACUUUUCUUAAGUAUGAAGUUUUGUUUAUUUUGUGUAUUGAAUUAUUUCAAGACCUGUGCCAUUCCAUUAAGAACAUUUGUUUCAAGUACGAAAUAUUUUAAAAAUCCCUAGUGUAUAUCUGUGUAAAUAAUAAGUUAGUAAAAACAAUGAAAUUGUGAACUAAAUAUUUAAAAAAUAUUGAAGUAUAAAAACAAAGAUUCCCUCUAGUAACAAAAUGUAAUUAAAAUUCUUAAACUGAAGCUUUUGGAAUAUCGGUCGAAAUUAAAAGUUUUAAAUGUAGUUUAGGGAUUAAUGUUGAUUAUAUAGAAACAAAUAGAAAAUACAUACAUUUUAUGUAUAAGAAUAUGUAAAAUAAAAAUAAUUUAUUAAUAAUAGUUUAAAAACUUUAAUAUUGCAAGGAAUACAAACAAAUAGAUAUAACCAUACAAAGUGUUAAAAAUAGGUAUUAUUUGUAAGUAAACAUAUAAAUAUGAAAAUAAUUAAUUUAAAACAACCCCAA